AUGCAAGUGGACUACCUCCAGCACCAGUUCUGGGCAGCCAUGCAGCAGUGCUAUACGGUGGAGAGUCCAUGCCCAAAGAGCUGUGAGGACACUAAUCUGGACUGCUUCGUCAUAGACAAUAAUGGCUUCAUUCUUAUCUCAGAGAGGUCCCAAGAGAUGGGAAGAUUUCUGGGGGAAGUGGAUGGUGCUGUCAUGAUGCAGCUUCUCAGCACGGGGGUGUUCAGCCGAGUGACCAUGUAUGACUACCAGGCCAUGUGCAAACUGCCAGAUCAUCACCACAGUGCAGCCCAGGCCCUGAUCAGUCCUCUCUCUGCCUUCUCCAUGGUGGCUAGAUGGCUACUACAUGAGCUCCUGCUGUUCCUGCUGGAGUGGAGUGCCUGGGGUUCUUGGCAUGACAAAGUGUCUGAGGCCCACAAGCACAAGAAGCAGGACCUGCUACACCCUUGUGACACUGAGUACCCAGUAUUUGUGCACCAGACAGCCAUCCAGGAAACCAAUGGGAUCAUCAAGUGUGGAGCCUGCCAGAAGGCAUUUGUGAUGCAACAGAUUCCCAGCAGCAACCUGCUCUUCCUAGUGACAGACCACACCUGUGACUGCAGCAUGUUCUCUCCUGUCCUUCAGGAGGCUACAGAGGUCAAAUAUAAUGCCUCUGUCAAAUGUGACAGGAUGCGCUCCCAGAAGCCCAGGCGGCGACCCAACUCCUGCCACGCCUUCCAUCCAGAGGAGAAUGCCCAAGACUGUGGUGGUACUUCAGACACUGCAGCCUGGCUCCCCCUGCUCCUGCUGCCGCUGGUGGCCUGGCUGCCUCCAACCCAGCUUCUGUGGUGACCCCAUCCUGUCUGACCGUCACAGAAGGGGAUCCUUACAGAGACAUUCUAAAGUCACCAGCUCACAGCAGUAGGGUAACUUCUAGGCUUUUCUCAGACUACCAAUCCCUGCCUCUUGGAGAUUGCUGGAAGGAUCAAGAAACCAACAAUGUCCCAAGCACUGCUACCUCAAGGCUCCCCAAGGUGCCUGGUACCAUCCACCCCAAGUCUUCUACUUCUCUAUCCUUUUCAAGAAUCCAGCAAGAGCACAAGUGGAGUAGGACAAAAAUGUUUAGAUGCACCCAUUCACCAGAUCAGAAUCCACCAGUUUGGGGUCAGCUGUUUCUCUGACUGAUCUGCUGCAUAUCUGGAGACUUCUGAGGACUGGGAUGGUACAGAAUAAGGCCAUGCAGAGGAAGCUGGGCAAGAGCCACAAAUACAAAGGUCCUUAGGAAGGCACCUCCAUGCACUACAGAGAGGGCAAGGGAGGACAGAGGGACAGCGACAGGGAGAGAGGAGAGACAGGAAAACAAAGAAUAGGCAUUAAUCCUUUGGGGAACUAUCAAUUAGGCUACUAAAGAACUUCCAAACUUCAGAGAUGGCUCAGUGGUUAAGAGCACUGGCUGCUCUUGCAGAGGACCUGG
Molecule: messenger RNA, 1450 nt
Organism: Nannospalax galili (Upper Galilee mountains blind mole rat)
Lineage: Eukaryota; Metazoa; Chordata; Mammalia; Rodentia; Spalacidae
Product: voltage-dependent calcium channel subunit alpha-2/delta-4-like
Exons: 11
Coding region: 1-828 (275 amino acids)
Cellular component (GO): voltage-gated calcium channel complex
Molecular function (GO): voltage-gated calcium channel activity
Source: RefSeq, a predicted model, not a curated record